Pseudophryne corroboree (corroboree frog) is the source of this 339-nucleotide messenger RNA. Its product is annotated as PE-PGRS family protein PE_PGRS16-like. NCBI's taxonomy places the organism in Eukaryota, Metazoa, Chordata, Amphibia, Anura, Myobatrachidae. The record is from RefSeq and is a predicted model, not a curated record. The transcript has 4 exons. The annotation marks the transcript as partial.
AUGUCGCUGCAGGGGGAGUCACGGGGAUCCGAGGGAGUCACGGGGAUCAGAGGGAGUCACGGGGAUCCGGGGGAGUCACGGGGAUCAGGGGGAGUCACAGGGAUCAGGGGGAGUCACAGGGAUCCGGGGGAGUCACAGGGAUCAGGGGGAAGUCACAGGGAUCCGGGGGAGUCACAGGGAUCAGGGGGAGUCACAGGGAUCGGAUCAGAGGGAGUCACAGGGAUCAGAGGGAGUCACAGGGAUCCGGGGGAGUCACAGGGAUCAGGGGGAGUCACGGGGAUCAGAGGGAGUCACGGGGAUCCGGGGGAGUCACAGGGAUCAGAGGGAGUCACAGGGAUC